CCCGCUGAGCGCCCCCUCAGCCCCCCGCUCGCCAUGGGCGUAGACUUCGACGUGAAGACUUUCUGCCACAACCUGCGGGCCACCAAACCCCCGUACGAGUGCCCGGUGGGCACCUGCCGCAAGAUCUACAAGAGCUACAGCGGCAUCGAGUACCACCUGUACCACUAUGACCACGACAACCCGCCGCCGCCGCAGCACACCCCUCUGCGCAAGCACAAGAAGAAGGGGCGGCAGGCCCGCGCCGCCAACAAGCAGUCCCCCAGCCCCUCCGAGACCUCCCAGUCUCCGGGCAGGGAGGUGAUGACCUAUGCUCAAGCCCAGCGCAUGGUGGAGGUGGAUCUGCACGGCCGCGUCCAUCGCAUCAGCAUCUUCGAUAACCUGGAUGUGGUGUCCGAGGAUGAGGAGGUGCCCGAGGAGGUGCCCGAGAACGGGAGCAAUAAGGAGAACACGGAGACCCCGAGCGUCCCGCAGAAAUCCGGCAAGCACAAGAACAAGGAGAAGCGUAAGGAUUCCAACCACCAUCACCACAACGCCUCGGCUGGCACCACUCCCAAGCUGCCCGAGGUGGUGUACCGGGAGCUGGAGCAGGACACCCCAGACGCCCCACCGCGCCCCACGUCCUACUACAGGUACAUCGAGAAGUCAGCAGAGGAGCUGGAUGAGGAGGUGGAGUAUGACAUGGAUGAGGAAGAUUACAUCUGGCUGGACAUCAUGAAUGAGCGUCGGAAGACCGAAGGCGUGAGUCCCAUUCCCCAGGAGAUCUUUGAGUACCUGAUGGACAGGCUGGAGAAGGAGUCCUACUUUGAGAGCCACAACAAGGGGGAUCCGAACGCCUUGGUGGACGAGGACGCCGUCUGCUGCAUCUGCAACGACGGGGAGUGUCAGAACAGCAACGUCAUCCUCUUCUGCGACAUGUGCAACCUGGCUGUGCACCAGGAGUGCUAUGGGGUGCCCUACAUCCCGGAGGGACAGUGGCUCUGCAGACGGUGCCUGCAGUCACCCUCACGGGCCGUGGACUGUGCCCUCUGCCCAAACAAGGGGGGGGCCUUCAAGCAAACGGACGACGGGCGCUGGGCACACGUGGUGUGUGCCCUGUGGAUCCCGGAGGUGUGCUUUGCCAACACUGUCUUCCUGGAGCCCAUUGACAGCAUUGAGCACAUACCGCCUGCGCGCUGGAAGCUGACCUGUUACAUCUGCAAGCAGCGUGGUUCUGGGGCUUGCAUCCAGUGUCACAAAGCCAACUGCUACACAGCCUUUCAUGUCACCUGCGCCCAGCAGGCCGGGCUCUACAUGAAGAUGGAGCCUGUGCGGGAGACAGGAGCCAAUGGCACCUCCUUCAGUGUGCGCAAAACUGCCUACUGCGACAUCCACACCCCGCCGGGCUCCGUGCGCAGGCUGCCAGCCCUGUCCCACAGCGAGGGCGAGGAGGAGGACGAGGAGGAGGAGGAGGAGGGCAAGGGCUGGAGCUCUGAGAAGGUCAAAAAGGCAAAGGCCAAGUCAAGGAUCAAGAUGAAGAAAGCGAGGAAGAUCCUGGCGGAGAAACGAGCUGCGGCACCCGUGGUGUCUGUGCCCUGCAUCCCCCCGCAUAGGCUCAGCAAGAUCACAAACCGUUUAACCAUCCAGAGGAAGAGCCAGUUCAUGCAGAGGCUGCACAGCUACUGGACCCUGAAGAGACAGUCCCGCAAUGGUGUCCCCCUGCUCCGCCGCCUCCAGACACACUUGCAGUCCCAAAGGAACUGUGACCAGGGAGGAGCCCCAGCACACGGUCAGGAAGGUGGAGAUGGGAACACAUCUCCCGUCAGCUCAUGGUCUCUGAUGUUCCCGCAGAGAGACACUGAGGAUAAGAACUGGGCCCUGAAGGAGCAGCUGAAGUCAUGGCAGCGCCUCCGCCAUGACCUAGAGCGCGCACGCUUGCUGGUGGAGCUGAUCCGCAAGCGGGAGAAGCUCAAGAGAGAGACGAUCAAGGUGCAGCAGGUAGCACUGGAGAUGCAGCUGACCCCCUUCCUCAUCCUGCUCCGCAAGACGCUUGAGCAGCUGCAGGAGAAAGACACAGGCAACAUCUUCAGCGAGCCGGUCCCUCUGUCUGAGGUCCCGGACUACCUGGAUCACAUCAAGAAGCCGAUGGACUUUCAGACAAUGAAACAAAACCUGGAAGCCUAUCGCUACCUGAACUUCGACGACUUCGAGGAGGAUUUCAACCUGAUCAUCAACAACUGUUUGAAGUACAACGCCAAAGACACCAUCUUCUACCGGGCAGCCAUCCGCCUGCGGGAGCAGGGAGGUGCUGUGCUGCGGCAGGCUCGCCGCCAGGCUGAGAAGAUGGGCAUUGACUUUGAGACAGGCAUGCACUUCCCUCACUGCGUAACGGCGGAAGAGGCUCAGGUCCAGGACAUCGAGGAUGAAGAUGUGCGGCUGCUGCUCUCGGAGAACCAGAAGCACCUGCCUUUGGAGGAGCAGCUGAAGAUCCUGCUGGAGCGGCUGGAUGAGGUCAACGCUGGCAAGCAGAGCAUCGGCCGCUCCCGCCGCGCCAAGAUGAUCAAGAAGGAGAUCACAGUCCUGCGCAGGAAGCUGGCCCACCCCCGGGACCUGGGCCGGGAUGGGCUGGAGCGGCACAGCUCCUCGGCCAGGGGGGGCCUGCAGUCACACAACCCCUGCGAGAAGGACCUGCAGACAGACAGUGCUGCCGAGGAGAGCAGCAGCCAGGAGACGGGCAAAGGUCUGGGUCCCAAUUCCUCUUCCACCCCAGCCCAUGAAGUUGGCAGGAGGACCUCAGUGCUCUUCUCCAAGAAGAACCCUAAAACUGCAGGUCCUCCAAAGCGCCCAGGCCGCCCCCCGAAGAACAGAGACAGCCAGAUCACUCCUGGGCACGGGAACAGCCCCAUUGGGCCCCCCCAGCUCCCCAUCAUGGGCUCCUCCCAGCGGCAAAGGAAGCGAGGGCGAAGCCCACGGCCCAGCUCCAGCUCAGACAGUGACAGCGACAAGUCCACUGAAGAUGCUCCCAUGGAUCUGCCAGCCAAUGGUUUCAGCAGCGGGAACCAGCCGGUGAAGAAGAGCUUCCUGGUGUACCGCAACGACUGCAACCUGCCCCGGAGCAGCUCCGACUCCGAGUCCAGCAGCAGCAGCAGCAGCAGUGCUGCCUCGGACCGCACCAGCACAACACCCUCCAAGCAGGGCCGAGGGAAACCCUCCUUCUCCCGAGUGAACUUCCCGGAGGACAGCAGCGAGGACACGUCGGGGACAGAGAACGAAUCCUACUCCGUGGGCACGGGGCGAGGCGUGGGGCAUGGCAGUAAGUGGGGUGGCUGGGGGCCAUCACUGUCACCCAGGGUGGCAGCAGCUGACUCUCCUCUAACCCCCCUCUCCUCCGGCACAGUGGUGCGCAAGGGCAUGGGCCGUGGUGCGGGCUGGCUCUCCGAGGAUGAGGAUUCCUCCCUGGAUGCUCUGGAUCUGGUGUGGGCGAAGUGCCGGGGGUACCCCUCCUACCCCGCGCUGAUCAUCGACCCCAAGAUGCCGCGGGAAGGCAUGUUCCACCAUGGCGUCCCCAUCCCCGUGCCCCCCUUGGAGGUGCUGAAGCUGGGGGAGCAGAUGACUCAGGAAGCACGCGAGCACCUCUACCUUGUCCUCUUCUUUGACAACAAGCGCACUUGGCAGUGGUUGCCCAGGACCAAACUGGUACCACUGGGGGUGAACCAAGACCUGGAUAAGGAAAAAAUGCUGGAAGGUCGGAAGUCCAACAUCCGUAAGUCGGUGCAGAUCGCCUACCACCGCGCCAUGCAGCACCGCAACAAGGUGCAGGGCGAGCAGAGCAGCGACUCCAGCGAGAGCGACUGAGCGGGGCCCCCCCGACGGCCGCUCCCCGCCGAAUCUCAGGGCAAACGGGGCUCGGGGGGGGGGGGGUCCCCGUGCAGCUGGUCUGCACCCGCCGGGCUUGGAUGUCGCCGUCCCGGUGCCCGCUCCCGCCGCGCCCCGCCGUUGCUGUGUUCCGGCUGCACACACGCGCCCCCCCCCAGCCCCCGGCCGGCCCCGCGUUCGGACGUUGUUUGUAUUUAUU
Melopsittacus undulatus (budgerigar) is the source of this 4051-nucleotide messenger RNA. It is a transcript of the gene BRPF1, whose product is annotated as bromodomain and PHD finger containing 1. Gene Ontology annotation, biological process: regulation of transcription by RNA polymerase II. Gene Ontology annotation, cellular component: MOZ/MORF histone acetyltransferase complex. Gene Ontology annotation, molecular function: protein binding. Bases 34 to 3831 code for a protein of 1265 amino acids. The record is from RefSeq and is a predicted model, not a curated record. Lineage: Eukaryota; Metazoa; Chordata; Aves; Psittaciformes; Psittaculidae. The transcript is spliced from 12 exons.